AUGAAACUCCUCAGGGAUUCGGAGAUUGGUCAUUCUACUUUCCUGUUGGCAAUCAAUUUGUUAGCAAGGCAUUUAACCAUCCUUCAAAAUCAAGUCAAACGCGGAACUCCACCGCGAUUUACCCGGUUUCAACCGAAUAUUCCGCCUCAGCAGCAGCCCUUUAAUAGCUACUCCUAUGUUACUCCUUGGUUUAUGUCCGCCGCAGCAGGCGGAGCGAAUAAACCCUCCAACGGAAUCGGUAUUUUCGGUGCUCCACCUGAAAACGGUCGAUUCGAUCACUUACAUACUGGCAAUCGUGGGCAUCAACGCCGAUCUUGCCGACUGAAUAAUAUCAGUUCUACCUGUCACAACGGCCACACGAAUAACAAUUCCUCAGGAUCUUGGAAUUUUUCUUUCAAAACCGAAGAGGAGCUUUUCUGUGACAGUGCACCCAAAGCUGCUAUUAACUUAGAGCUCUAUGAUAGUAUCCCAGUGAAACAGUCGGGACCGGACUGGACUGCUGUCGACCCGUUGACGUCGUUUAAUGACGUACAAUUGCAUAAGGUCCUUGCGGAAAACAUCGAGCGUGCUCAGUAUGUUCACCCAACACCGGUACAGAAAUACGCCCUUCAAAUUGUGUUAGCGAAGCGCGAUCUUAUGGCUUGUGCUCAGACGGGUUCCGGAAAGACAGCCGCGUUUUUGAUACCUCUACUUCAUAUGAUGCUUGAGGGCAGUUCAAAGGGAGGGGAAAAGGGAAAUGACUCCAAAAUAAAGGGAAGCCAUUCCCUGCAAAUGGGUGUGGCUAGUCCAACCUGUCUAAUUCUUGCACCUACGCGGGAGCUCUCCUGCCAAAUAUUUGACGAGUCCCGUCGGUUUGCCUACCGUUCGGAUUUGAAGCCCUGUGUGGUCUACGGUGGUGCACCCGUAAACAAUCAAUUGCGUGAUCUUUCGCGCGGCUGUGAUCUUCUUGUUGCUACGCCUGGCCGUCUCGUUGAUGUGAUUGGACGAGAGAAGGUCACUCUGGAGAAUGUCAAAUUCCUUGUUUUGGACGAGGCGGAUCGUAUGCUCGAUAUGGGUUUUGAGCCACAGAUUCGCAAGAUUGUCGAGCAGAAUGGAAUGCCCGAUUCCAGCCAGCGUCAGACUCUCAUGUUCUCAGCCACAUUUCCGAAUGAAAUACAAGUGCUUACUCCUUCAACUGUGGUUCCCUCCGUUUCAAUUGGUCUGGAUACCCCACAGUCGCUGCGGUCCAUAUCACGCGCUUGA
Messenger RNA from Echinococcus granulosus, 1242 nucleotides. RefSeq names its product ATP-dependent RNA helicase ded1. NCBI's taxonomy places the organism in Eukaryota, Metazoa, Platyhelminthes, Cestoda, Cyclophyllidea, Taeniidae. Bases 1 to 1242 code for a protein of 413 amino acids. Gene Ontology annotation, molecular function: ATP binding; nucleic acid binding; RNA helicase activity. The transcript is spliced from 4 exons. The record is from RefSeq and is a predicted model, not a curated record.